AUGAAUACAAAACGCUACAUCGUAAUCGUUUGCAAAUUGCGCGUCAUGCUCUUAUUUCGACGUUCCGCAUUUAACGAACCGCAGCGGCGCGCCCGAAAGCGAUACGCAUCAAAAUUAGAUCCGAAAUCCGCAACGUCACCGCCCGAAUCCGCUCGGACGCGGCGUCAAAGGGCGAGCGCGGACCUUUACGGUGCAAAUUACGCCGCGGCGAUCCGUCAAAACGCAUCGGAACGAAAUCAUCGAUUCAUCGCGAAUCGAUUCGUCCGCGAGUGCGCGACCACCUGCGUUUCGCGGGCAACGGACCCGUAUCUCGUUACAUCGACACCUCGAACGAUAUUACACACAAUUACCCGCGGGAUCGGCGCGGCGAAAUCGAUUUUAAGAUCGAUGUUUCGC
Messenger RNA from Iphiclides podalirius (scarce swallowtail), 396 nucleotides. The record is from the annotation of a GenBank genome assembly. Lineage: Eukaryota; Metazoa; Arthropoda; Insecta; Lepidoptera; Papilionidae.